Pocillopora meandrina is the source of this 11490-nucleotide messenger RNA. NCBI's taxonomy places the organism in Eukaryota, Metazoa, Cnidaria, Anthozoa, Scleractinia, Pocilloporidae. The record is from the annotation of a GenBank genome assembly.
AUGAGCAGAGCUCCCAAAGUUGCCAAGAUAGACAUGGCUACCUCUCUGAAAGAGUGUCCCGAGUUCAGUGCGUUGCAAUCACACUAUGAAGCUGUCUCCAAUCUCCAUAUGCGAAGCCUUUUUGAGAAGGAUCCUGGGAGAUUUGAUAAAUUCAGGUAACAUUCCUUCAAUAUCGAGCUGUUGUUUGUUACAUUUUGUUUAGAUUGGCCUUGAUAUACGUUAAUCGUAGCCGUGCAGAGGUCUGCGUUCCUGGAAUGUUUUUUGUUACUCGCGUGAUUCAAAGUUCGAAUCAGCUGUUUGUAACGUUUUUAUUAUUUUGACAAAACAAAAUAUCUUUUAAAAUAUGCGUGACUCCACUAAGAGAUCACUGAGUUUGCAUAUAUAAUAGAUCGACAUUUUAGCUUUCAUUUGCUUCUAAUUAAGUACAAAUUCUUGACCAAAGAUUCUGAAACAAUGGCUGUCAUCGCUGAUUUGACAUAAUGAUGUCGAUAGGACAAUUUAGAAUAAAGAUAUUAAAACUAGUUUAACUUGCGUGCUGCUUCAUUCCUCUGUGUCCUAGGGUAUAAUGUAUGCAGAUGUAUAAAUUAAUGGAGCAAAAGAAAUUCAGCUGAGGAAGACAGUCGUUUCUUCCUCAGUUGCUUAAAGAAGCAUUUGAUGAGCCAGUGUGCAUAUGAAGGGGCAAAGCGGAAGCCCCACCCAUGCCCCCUGCCCCCUGCCCCCUCUCACAGGAGAGAGACUGAUAGAGCUUGAAUCUGUGAUGUUUGCAUUCAAAACCAAACCUGUUCUCUGAAGUUUGUUCAAUUUUGUCACUUUUCCUUUGGGCUAUUUCAGCGUGCAACUUGACACUCAAGAUGGUACCCUGUUGGUUGACUAUUCCAAAAAUAUUAUCACAGAGGAGACCAUGAAACUUCUUAUGAAUCUGGUAUGUCAAUGGAAUGGCUAUAAAGAUAUCAGGUUUUCAUUCUUUUCUGGGAAAGAAUGGGCUUUGAAGAAAACAUAAGUAGUUUUUUUAAAUUGAAAAAGUUACAAGGGUGUAAUUUUUCUUGCCACAGGCAAAAGCUAGAGGAAUAGAAAGUGCACGUGAGAAGAUGUUUUCCGGAGAAAAAAUUAAUUUUACUGAGGUAUGUUUUAAAUGGUAUUUGACUUUAUAAAAGAGAUAUAUUUCAAGGUGGCACAAACUUAAGAUAAUUGAACAAUCUUUCCCUGAGUAUUCUUUUGUAUCCAUUUGUACCUUGGGCCACGGAUGUUGGAAGGGGAGAUAUGGUUAUCCUCAUGAUAAAUCUCUAUCCAAUAAAUAAAGGGAUACAUUUUGUUAACAGUUAUCUACUGGGUAGUGAUUUAUCUGUUGCAUAGCGUCAUGCACUGUUUGAACUGGGUCCUGGGUGGAAAAGUCUCUCAUAUUAAACUGGCCACAGUUUGGUCCUAAUCCUCUUACUUCAGAACCCAGUUAGCUAAGUUGUAAGCCACUGCUCCUCCUAUGUGUGUCACUAAACUGAGCAUUGACUAAAGUUUAUGUGUUUUUUUUUCAGAACCGAGCAGUUCUCCAUAUAGCUCUUAGAAACCGUUCCAAUAAACCAAUUACUGUGGAUGGAAAGAAUGUAAGUUUGCUUGUAGCAGACAAACAGUGUAAAAUCUACAAUACUACAGCUAAUUUCUUCAAAUUGAGAGACUGGUUAUGAAUUAAACAGGUGUAACUUGGAGAAGUUUUGAAUUAUACACAUUAUAUUUAAUUUUGCAACUGUUAUAGUGUUUUUUUAUGCAAGUGUCCAAAUAUAUAAAGGAUGUAUGUAGCUCAAUUAAGGGGGGUAGUAGGAAUUUAAUCUGGUCAUGCAAGCUCUUCCUUGACUCCAUAAAUUUCAUUUAACUCUUAUUAUUAUUUUUUUUAAAUAGGUAAUGGAUGAUGUGAAUGCAGUUCUUAACCAGAUGAGGAGCUUCACUGAGGUAGGCUUGAGUUAACAACAGUCUGAUGCUAAAUUAGACUUCUAUACUUAAAGUUCAUGAUUUGUUGUUAAUUAAAAUUCAUUUUUAUGUUUGAUUUAUAGUUUUAAUUUAUUGUAAAUAUGCACUUUUAUCAUAAAGAACUUCUGUUAUUAAUCAAAAUCACUAAUUAGUAACUAUUUUUUUGCACAAUCUGUUAUAACUUCUUAAAGUAGAAUUUUGGUUUUGCAGGCUGUAAGGAAUGGCACUUGGAAAGGUAAAUGAAAACAUUUUUUCAGUCAAUCAUUAUAAUAAAAUAUUUAAAGAUAUUAACCAAUAAAUUAGUAUUUUUGUAAUGACAGAAUGAAAGUUAUUUUGAUGAGGAUCUACAAGACAGUAAAUUUUGAUCUCUAAAGAAAAGGGACUGAUACAAAUAAAACUGAUUUGAAAUAUAAAAGAUGGAAAAAAACUGUAAAUUUACUUACAUGCAUUUGAGAUGCUGUGAUUAAUUUCACCUUUUAACCUAAAGAGUGACUAGCAUCUAAUUUCUCCCUACAAUUUCACCCCUGAAUCAAACAUUAAGGUCAUGAGAAUAAGGAAAAUGAUCACCAAAUUGAAGAAGCUCUUGAUUGUUAAACAAAUUCUCCAUGUGACAGCACCUUAAAAAAUUUGUAGAUAAAAGUAUGGACUGAGAUAAAGCAUACUGAUGUUGGGGAUUAAAGGAUUAAUACUUUUUUGUUUCUUCUUUUCUCUAGUGAGAUUUCUUGAUUAUUUAUUAAGCAUAUCCAAGUACAGCUCUUCUCCUUUAAGAUUUGAGAUAUUUAAUAUGUUUUAUGAUAGACAGUUUCAAUUUAGUGUUGCCUCUAUUUUCUUAAUAUUUAUUUUUAAGAAAGUCUUCAUUUCCUUUCUUUUAAGGUCAUACUGGAAAAACGAUAACAGAUGUUGUGAAUAUUGGAAUUGGAGGAUCAGACCUGGUAAACAUGCAAUUUUUGUUCAUAAAAGGCAAUGCUAUACAAAAUAUAUAGUAUUCACAAUUGUGAUAUAGAAAAGUUUUCACAAAAAUAGAGUAAAGGUGUUCUGCAAAAAAUAAUUAUAGCAGUUUACUGUGUUUCAAGUAUUAAAAAGUAAUAUUUGCUGUAAGCUAGACAAAAACAAACAGUCAAAUAGUUUACUGUGUAGUUGAUAAUUAAAUCAACAAUAAACAUGUAAGUAUUAUUAAAUAAAUAAAACUUAAAAAAUACAGGUAUAGACAAAUAGGUAUCUUUUAUCAAUUAAUAAAAAAAGGUGUAGCAGGUUUUCUCUAACUAGUUUUACAUGGGAAAGGAGCCAGAUUAAUUAAAAUAUGGAAUAAUUUUUCAGGAAUGUGUUAAAAGGGGUUCACCUUUGGUUGAUAAUAUAAAUUUUUGAUAAAUAACGUAUUAAGUUAAGUUUCAAUGUUGUUCAUUUACGAUUACAUAGGGUUGAUUAUAUUGAAGUUAUUGAUAUGUACCUUUUUGUUAUUAGAGUUGCAAAUUUUUAUAGCGUUGAGCUCUAUGUGGAUGGAACAUACAGAUACCUAUUCUCUAUAGAUACUAGGUUAUUUUAAUUUAUCUGUAGGGACCACUGAUGGUGACUGAAGCCUUGAAACCUUAUGGCAAAAAAGGGCUCAGUGUCCAUUUUGUCUCCAAUAUUGAUGGAACCCACCUGGCCAAGACUGUAGCAACUCUCAAUCCAGAAACUACAUUGUUCAUUGUAGCAUCAAAGGUAUAUGCAACUGAAACUCAAUAUUCUAGUUGUCCAAAUUUUAUGACCUUUUAUAUUUAGUCAUAAUUUAUUAUUAGUUGGAAAAUGAAAAGCUAAAUUUUCUUUGUCACGCACAAGGUAGUCUUUUAAGAUCUGUGUCAAACCAUCAAGCUUAUCUAGGGUUUUGUCCAUUUCCUGUACCUUCAUUUGAUAGGUCUUAAUUAAGCUUUGACUGUCUCUCCUUCACUACCAACAAAAUUUCAUUAACAGAAUGGUAAGGUUUGUCUCAGACAAACUUUGAAAUAGCACUCUAAUUUAUUAUAAUUACUUUGUUUUACUGGGAGUUGAACAAGGGGUUGAGAUACUGAGAAGUUGGUUGAUAACUCUUAACAUCUUCCAAAGAAAUUGAUUUCCAGUUGUAGCCUCAGUCUAUUUGAUUAACCCUUUGGCUGGUAAGAGUGACUAACAUUAAAUUUCUCCUUACAUUAUCCAGUAACAGAGGGAACUAUUGCCAAUUAAAGAAGCUCUUGACUGUUAAACAAAUUCUCCUUGUCAGUACCUCAGGAAAAGUAUAGAGAACAGUGUGGAGAAUUUCAAUACUGAUGUCAGGGUGUAAAGGGUUAAUAACUCCUGCAGCCACCUUAUUGUGGAUAUCAUAGAGUUUCUUUUCGAGUUAUUCACAUGCAGCUACUGUAAGUCAGAAGUUAAGAAUGGUAAUUUUUUUUUCUACAGACAUUCACCACCAUAGAGACCAUUACAAAUGCAAAAUCAGCAAGGGACUGGCUGUUGAAAGAGUUGAAGGAUGUAUGUUUGCCUUGCCCUUUUAUAAAAUUAUUUAGAUUUCUAUUUAUAUCCACCUAUGAUUUAUACUUGAGAGCAGCACAGAUGUUGUUUAGCCUCUAUACUGGCAUCUGGAAGUCAACAUUUGGUUCUAUGUAAUUUUUGUCUAUGACAUCAAAGUGUAAUCAAAAAGCAGGUUUUUCUUAUUAACAUUUUUAAGAACAGCCUAUACUUAUUGUUUGAUCAGGUCAUGUGGGUGUUAAUGACUUUGUACUUUCUAUCUGUUGAUAGACUUCAGCGGUAGCAAAGCAUUUCAUUGCUCUUUCUACAAAUGAGGUAUGGACAUAAAUUUUGGUGCCUAUUUAGUUAAUUCUCAUUACAUUUUGAGAUUUAGCAUAGGCAGCAAAAGACAUAUUUUCAUAUUCAAGUAAUUAUUAACCUCAUGGGGUAUUUACCUUUAAUCGUAGCAGGCAGAGUAAACUUACUGUUCAAUUCUUAACUUGUAUCAAUUAUUUGGUAAAAUUGUUGGAAAAAGACUAAUUCGUUAACAUGAACUAGUUGCCCAGCAAUUCUUCUCUAAUUAAUUGUAAAGAUAAUGAUAAUGCCCUUAGUCUUGCAUGCAAUUUCUACACCUCAGUAUCUAUAAAAAUAUAAUCUUUUGAGUACAUUCCCCUCUAAUAGUGGUUUUAAUUUUAGUGAGAAAAGGAGAGUAAUGAUCCUUACCUCCUUGAGUGGGAUUCUCAUUCAGAGCAAUCCAGUGUAGAUUAUCCAACUCCCUCCCCUUGGAAAUUGAAUGUUAAGUCUAAGAAUGUAAGCUGUUUCCUCAUCCCAGUCUCUCUAACAUGAUUACCCUGAUGGGGAACUGGGUUGAGGAGAUAGGUCACAUUUUUGAGUUGCUGAAGAUGGGCCUAACAUCAUAGCAAAAGCACAUUUCUAACCAUUCCCUUCCCAAGAUCCAAAUAUCAAUUAUCUGUGCAAUGUUUGGGAUAGAUUUCUUAUUAUUUAGCCCUGAAAAUUUUAUUUUUUUCAUAACCUCUCCUUUCAAUAAUGUAAGGAAAAAUUCCUUGUUGGUCACUCCUGGGAUUGAAUGAGCUCGGAAAGUGAUGCAGCAAUAACUCUCCCUAGAAUUUUGCCUGUCUUGUUCAAACUUGAGAUUAGGGCCUAGAUUAUUAGCCCUUUUUUUUCCACAGGUGGAAGUCACUAAAUUUGGAAUAGACAAGAAAAACAUGUUUGCAUUUUGGGAUGUAAGUACAACUUUUAUAUGUAUGUAUUUAACCCUUGAACUCCCAAGAUAUGAUUGUUAAUUCUCCCUGCUAACCACUACACAUUUUCUUGUAAAUUGAUUAUGAGAAUUUGAUGUUUAAUCUAGGUUAUAUCUUGAACCUGAUAGGUUUGAGUAUUCUCAUUUCCUGUUUGCUAGAUAAUGCAUGGAUACUGUAGGGUUACAUGUUAAUCACUUGUGGGAGUUAAAGAGUUAAAGAACUUUGAUUAUCUUCCUUGGAAAGAGGUUGGGUGGUUGAAGGUUUUAGAAAACAGGAGACAUGACUAUUUCCUAAUAAUUAUUAAGUGAUCUAUAUUUCACUUUCAUUUGUUUCCUUUUCAGUGGGUUGGAGGACGAUAUUCUCUUUGGUCUGCCAUUGGAAUGUCAAUUGCUGUUUACAUUGGUAUAAAUCUGACUUCAGUGAAUCAUAAUUAUUUUUGAUCCAUAAGUGAAUUGAUCAAUCCAUCAGUCAAUUGAUCCAUCAUUAUUAAUUCAGGUGGUCAAUCAGUCUGUUGGUUAGUGACAGUUAGUCAGUCAGUCAUAUUAGGUGGUCAAUCAAUUUGCCAGUUAGCUGCUCAAUCAAGCAUUUAAUCAGUUAAUAUCAAGCAAUCCACUAUAUCAACCAAGAAAUGAUCAAAUAAACAAUAACUUAAUUAUUUGUUCAGUUAGUUGGUUGUUCAGUUAGUUGGUUGGUCAGUGGGCUGGUCAUGAUCUGUCAGUCAGUCAAUCAAUUAUAUGUCAUUAGUCAGUCAGUUUAGUUUCAUACUUUCUCUGCAAUAAAUUCUUGCUUUAUUUAUAUUACUGUAUACCUAUUCAAGCCUUAUUAUUUUAAACAACAAAAGUGGAUGCCUUUCAGCAUGAGUAGUGAUAGCUUUUUUAUUUGUUUUUGGUAGGAAUGGAUAACUUUGAAGCCCUCCUUGCUGGGGCUCAUGCUAUGGUUAGUACAAUUAGGUGGUCAGAAUGAACUCUUUUGUUCCUAAGAUCUGAUUUUGAGUUCUCCCCUCCAGUAGCUACACAUUUGCUUGUAAAUUUGUUAGUAGAAUGUGGUAUUAAAUCAAAAUAACAGCCUCUACCUGAUGAGUUUAAGCAUUAUCAUUACCUGUUUGUUGGAUAAUAUAUGGAUGUUGUAAGGAGAAAUUACAUGUUAAUCACUCCUGGGAGUUAAAGGCUUAAGCAAGGAGCUAAAGAACUAAUCAAACAUAAAAGACAAGAGUGAGAGAAGAAAUUUAAAAAAUAGCCUGCAGAGCAGGUGUGAUUUCGGUGAGCGAGUGCUCAAUAUUUUCUAGGUGAAAAUUAUACCUACCAUCCUUAAUUUUUACUGCAGAAGCAGAAGGCUGGGGAGAAAAUUAAAGAAAUUUGUACUAAGGGGGUGAGAAAUUAGUUAAAGGGAGGAGAGGGAAGGGGUGGGUCAAUAGAAAUCAAAACAAAAAUAAACUUUUUACACCACUAUUACUGACCACUAUUACUAUUACUGAAAAAAUGCCUAAUAAUAUUUAAUCUAUUACACUACAAUGUUUUUUUGUAGGAUAAUCACUUUUGUUCCACUCCUUUGGAGAAAAAUGUAAGUAUCCAAUUUAAAGCACAGAAUUAUUUUUGGAGUUUCAAAUUUACAUUUAUCUGGUGCAGUGAUUGUGGCUCAAGGGGGGAUGGCAUUUAUGAUACUGGAGGGGAUGGAAGAAUAUGUGAACUUAUCAGGUAGUAUUACAUAUUAUUGAAAAAUUCUCAUGAUAUUAUUGUUCAUGUCAUGCCCUCAUCUGAGCUAUUACAUUUUGGAUUUUUUAUCGUUUUGGAAACAGAUUCCAGUAAUCCUGGGAAUGUUAGGAGUUUGGUACAACAACUUCUUUGGUGCUCAGACACAUGGCCUUUUUCCAUAUGAUCAGGUGAGCACCUACUACCACUAAACUUCCCGUUUUCGUUUAAACUUCUUUACCUGUAUACCCUUAAAUAGUCUUAAAUAACAGAUUCACGUUAAUUAUCCUCAACGCUGCUUUGUUUGGGUUUUCAGUACAUGCACCGUUUUGCAGCCUAUUUUCAGCAGGUAAGAAUGGAUGAUAAACCAGUGUGUUUUCUCUUUAAGUAUCUGGAGCAAUCCGAAAUUGUUUUACUCUAGUUUCGCUUAACUUAGUAAUUUGUUUAAAAAACGCGCACCACCCUUUCAAUUGGAAAAAUGCCAGACAAAGUCAGUUGUGACCUGUUCUUCACUUAUGUUUUCCCUCGCCUAUGACCAUCCUUGUGUCUUUAUUUUGAGUUAUUCUCAUAGGCUUCAUACAAAUAUAUACCUUUGAUCUGAUUGUCUGGUAAGUUAGCUUUAAAUUUGGUUUAAGGAUACUUAGGAAAAAAUAACCCAAGCUUUCUUUUUUUGAGCCGGUUUCUUUCCAAACAUUCUGAAGUAGACAGGCAUCCAUUGAGACUUUUUUUUAUCAGGGUGACAUGGAAUCCAAUGGAAAGUAUGUCACACGUAGUGGUGCGCAUGUCAACUACUCCACCGGACCCAUUGUAUGGGGAGAGCCUGGGACUAACGGGCAACACGCAUUCUAUCAGCUUAUCCAUCAAGGUAAAUUACACCAUGUUACGUAUUUUGAUAAUGUUAUUCAAGAGACGUAGUGAUGUAUUUUAUGCCUACCACGGUACGGUAAGGUUGGCGAGGUCAGGUCUGGGUUGUGUUCAUGAAUGUGGGUGAGACACUUUACUUCCAUGCUGCCACCCACGAAUUUGUUGUUGUUUUUUGUUUGUUUGUUUUAUUUUUUUUGAGUUCGUAGAAUAAUAUUUUGUGGUUUCUCACACGUCAAAUAUACUUAUGAUACGCGUGAUUUUUUCGCUCUCAAAUUUCGUUCGCUUUCCUCUGUAGGAACAAAGAUUAUUCCAGCAGAUUUCCUGGCUCCUGUUGAGACUCAGAAUCCUAUAAGUGGUGGAUUGCAUCACAAGGUACGAUUGUUUAUAUGGCGGUUAUCUUAAGUAAAAGACGCGUAAUAUCUUCGCUGUCUUGUAAACCGUUGUCUGUUCUGUUACAGAUUCUUUUGGCCAAUUUUCUGGCUCAACCAGAAGCUCUAAUGAAAGGGAAGACAAGCGACGAGGCUCGUGCUGAGCUGGAGAAGAGUGGAAAGUCUGGAGAUACAUUGGAGAAGAUUUUACCCCAUAAGGUACAUCACAUAGUAUUAUGCCUCUCAAACACACGUUGUGUGACGAAAAGGGUCGGGUCUGUUUGUUUGUUUGGAGGCUUGGCAUAUUAACUCCGCCCACGCUCCUUUAAAUCGUGACGAUGGCGGUUUUUCCGACGCCCCAUCUCGUCAGGAAAAGCAAAAUUAGUGAUCAUAUAAAUGACCUGAGUUGCAGCGUUUAACCCUGAUGAAGGCACAACAGGAGUCGAAACGUUGGGUCUAUGAAUCGUAACUUCUUCAGUUACAUUCAUUAAAUCUGCAAACCAGAGUAGCGUCAAACUAUGUCUGUGUCCCUUUAUCUAUCUCUACAUCAGCCAGUUUUCCGCUUUCCCCUGGGAUUGCAAGAAUUUCCAAAUUGAGUGAGACUGAAAUGUGCAGCCAACCGCGGUCUUCUAGCCUUAAACUUUUACACCAUCAUAUCAGCGUGCAUAUUCUCCAUACUAUUCUCUAUACAUUUCCCAAGGUGCUGACAAGGAGAAUUUGUUUAACAAUCAAGAGCUGAUUCAGUUAAUGAUCGUUUCCUUUAUUCUCAUGACCUUAAUGUGUGAUUCAGUUGUGAUAUUGGAAGCUAGUCACUUUUAGGGGUCAGAGAGUUUAAAAAAGAACUACUAGGACGCCUUCAUGAUUAGGGGAUUAGAUAGAACUCUCUCCUUCUUGGGAGGUUUCUAAAAGGAUGUAUUGCAUCGCAGUGACAUCCUUUUUUUUUUACUCUAUCCAGCGUAAUUCUUAAUUGCCGAAUGUUUUGAUUGAACAAUUUUAACAGAUCUCGAUUCUCAAUGAUUGUUUCCACCCGAAAUAAACUAUUCACGUCUCUGUUUGCAUUACAGGUGUUUAUGGGUAACAAACCCACUAAUUCCAUUCUGUUCCAAAAACUGACUCCGUUCAUUCUUGGUGCCUUGCUUGGUGAGUUAUAUGUUCCAGUAGUGAUUUGCUCGUAUAGUUUAAGUUAUCUUUUCCAUGAGAUGCAUGGUUUAAAUAUCACGUGAUUGUGAGAGCUAUUUUCUAUACUUUCAAAGUGACAGAGUGCGAGUAAGACACGCGGCAGUGAUCAGACACACGAAACUUGUGGCUCUCAUGUGCCAGCCUAAAUUACUUACUUUAAGUCCUGCGAAAAUUUGUUAAGUGAGUUAAUGAAAGACAGUAACAUGCUUUUAAAAUGAAGUAAGCGAAUACUGACUCGAUUCCUUACUUCUCUUUUUCUACAGCCAUGUAUGAACACAAGAUAUUUUGUCAGGGAGUAGUCUGGGAUAUAAACUCCUUUGACCAGUGGGGGUAGGUAGCUUACUUGUCUUUGUACUGGGCGAGCAAGCGAAUUAAUACAAACGCGACAAUAAUACGCGAGGAAAUAAGCAGAAAUUGGUGUCUGUAGUUUAUGCUUCAUCGGUAUCCAGAAAAACUCCCGUGUAAGGAAUAGCAAUUGGGAAAGUUCUCCUCAGUGUGACAUUUUGUUUAGUGAACGGUAAGGAGAAUAAAUAAUUGAAUUUUUUUUUCUUACAGAGUUGAAUUAGGCAAACAGCUUGCUAAAGCAAUUCAGCCGGAGUUAGAGGGCCCUGAACCAGUGACGUCACACGAUUCUUCGACCAAUGGUCUUAUUAACUACAUAAAAAAACACUCCACCAAGUAAUGCUGGCUUGGAAGGAAUGUCAGCCAGGGCUCAAUUGUUUGUAUUUAAGUUGCAGUUAGCGAUGGGGAAUGUCGUGCAUGAAAUUUUUAUGAACCUGCAAAGUAAAUAACGUGAAUCUUAAAAUAACUGCUCAAAGCACUGCAGUAGCUAUCUCAAUGGUGUAGUGGCUAGACCACGCGUCUCACUUCGUCCACUUUGUUUGCAUGUUCAAUUCAGUUUUGGCGCGAGUUUUGAGUGGUGCCUCGAGGCUUCUGGUAGAUCACAAGGGACAAGACACAGGAACUUCUCAGCAAGUUUCAACAUAUUCAUUGAUAGAUUACGAGUGGACACCAUAGUUGACGUGCAAACUAGGCAAGUUAUAUAAUUUUGGCGAAGCCGUUGAAGCCUACAAGCUGUGGAAAGUUGUGAAAUUAAAAAAAAUGAGACUCUAAAGUUUCGUAAAGUAGUUAAAGUUGUUAUUUCUGUUAGACAACAAAUAAAACUACAGUCAUUCACGUUAAAGCCUCUUAAGUAAAACGUUGUUAUCAAGAACUUUUUGAAGUUCUUGCUAACAACGUUUUACCCUGCCUAUACUGACGAAAGGAACAUGUAUUCUUAAAAUGUUCUGAAGACAUUUUUUAGUUUUUGACGAACUUAGCUUCGGGAAACACUCUAAUCCAUAUAUGAAUUGAAACGUAAAUGCCCUUUCAUAGCAUUUAACUUUUGCGAGGUGUGCCACAAUCUUAGGAGGACACCGCUUAGUAGAGCUGACUGGUCAACUCCACGGUCCGUAACAAAGCACUCCCAGAAACUGUUGUUAAUAUAGGAAAUUGAGGCGGAAGGUGAGAUGAGUUUCUCUCGCGACUCCAUAAACUAUUUAGGUAAAUUGGAAUACACUUAAAAUGUUCGAAAUUAAGUCAAUGUAAAAAAAAACAGAGUGGUUACUUCACACAAUAGAACCAUGUACUUAAGUAUCGAGGGAAUUUACUCAUGUCAGAAAGGAAUAUAUCUGAAAUCAAUACUCUCUCUAAUACUGUUUCACGCACAGU